Molecule: messenger RNA, 4127 nt
Organism: Oncorhynchus masou masou (cherry salmon)
Lineage: Eukaryota; Metazoa; Chordata; Actinopteri; Salmoniformes; Salmonidae
Product: transcription factor Sox-7-like
Exons: 2
Coding region: 289-1632 (447 amino acids)
Biological process (GO): regulation of DNA-templated transcription; anatomical structure morphogenesis; cell differentiation
Molecular function (GO): DNA-binding transcription factor activity, RNA polymerase II-specific; RNA polymerase II cis-regulatory region sequence-specific DNA binding
Source: RefSeq, a predicted model, not a curated record
CUGAAUCACAACCUCAUAGGAGGAGAUCAGAAACCACACAUACACACGGUGCUUCUCAUAACCAAAAGUGGCAUCCAGUCUAGUUUAGACUUCUAGCUUAGACUUCUAGCCUACAGCUCAACCUAUUUAGUCAGUUGAUGAGUCAGGUCGCUACAAACCAAUUCUUUAUUCUUUAAAAAAAGUGAUAAAUAUCUUAUGGAACGUAUUUCUUAAGGCGCAUCCCAUUGUAAUAGAGUCUAGUAAAUUGAGAGCAAGUGAAGUUUUGUUGAGAGAGCGCAGAGAGCGAGGAUGGCUGCACUGAUCAGCGCGUACUCGUCUUGGCCGGAGAGCUUUGAGUGCUCGGCGGGAGAUGGAGACGUGCCCGACGGACAUGGCUCACACAGAACUCCCGUGGACAAGGCGUCGGAGCCGCGCAUCAGGCGGCCCAUGAAUGCGUUCAUGGUCUGGGCCAAAGAUGAGAGGAAGCGCCUGGCUGUCCAAAACCCAGACCUGCACAACGCAGAGCUGAGUAAAAUGCUAGGCAAGUCGUGGAAGGCGCUGACACCCUCCCAGAAGCGUCCGUAUGUGGAGGAGGCAGAGAGGCUGCGGGUGCAGCACAUGCAGGACUACCCCAACUAUAAGUACCGGCCUCGCCGGAAGAAGCAGCUAAAACGCAUCUGUAAACGUGUGGACCCCGGCUUCCUGCUGGGCAGCCUGGCGGGCCCCGACCAGAAUGCCUUGUCCGACCCCCGGAGCCUCUGCCACCCCUUGGGUUUGGAUAAGGACGAGGAUGGGGUUAGUGGUGGUGAUGGAGGUGUUGGGUUCUCAACCCUCUCUUCCCGCAGCCCAGGGCCUCUAUCUGGGGUUAGAUCCUUCAGAGACGUACCGUCCAGCUCCAGCUCCAACAGCUUCGACACCUAUCCCUACGGCCUCCCCACCCCGCCUGAGAUGUCCCCUCUGGAUCACGACCACCCCUCCUACUACCCUUCCUCCUCUUCCUCCUCCUCGUCCGUCUCUUCCCCCGAGGAGCGCCACCAGCACCGUCAGGGUCAGACCCCCGGAGGUGGAGGUGGGGGUCCCAUGUGCCUCAGUCCUUCAUCCUACCACCCUGACUACACCCCCACUCAGACUUCCAUUCACUGUGGUGGCUCCCACUCCCACCUGACCCACCUCUCCCACUUGUCCCAGACCCAGUCCGGAGGCCUCAUCCCUGGGCAUCCUCUGUCCUACUACAACCCAUCCUCCUGGUCCUCCCAGCUCCAGGUCCACCCGGGCCUCAAUCACCCUCACUUAAGGCACCUUUCCCCAGGUCACCACCAACAGCACCACUUGGGUCAGCUAUCCCCUCCUCCCGAGCAGAACCACAGUCAUCUGGAGACUUUGGACCAGCUGAGUCAGGUAGAGCUUCUAGGGGAGGUCGACCGCGAUGAGUUCGACCAGUACCUGAACUCGACGGUGGCAGGCGCUGCGGCAGCAGGAGUGGGGGUGUUCCGUUCCGAACAGGAAGGAGGAGGAACGAUGACGGUGACCGGUCACAUCCAGGUGACAUCGGCCUCAGCUCCGUCUUCUGAGAGCGGCGUCGGGGAAUCCAGCCUGAUCUCUGUGCUGGCGGACGCCACGGCAGCAUACUACAACAACUACGGCAUCUCUUAGACAGGACGAGUUGUCGAGUUACCUGGUUGCCAUGCCUACGCCCGCCGCUCUCGUCGUCACACCUGGAACUGACCAGGGGACAGGAGGAUCAGAACCCCCAACCCCCCCGGUCCAUGUAAUCUCAUUCAUUAUGAUCUAGGAUCUGUCCCCUCCUCUCCAUGUAAUCUGAUUCAUUAUGAUCUAGGAUCUGUCCCCUCCUCUCCAUGUAAUCUGAUUCAUUAUGAUCUAGUAUCAGGCCCCCCCCCCCCGGUCGAUGUAACUUGAUCCAUUAUGAUCUAGGAUCAGCCCCCCUCUCUCUCUCGGCCCCAUACAGGGGCCUGGAGAGAGAGAGAUACAGAGAGAGAAAGAUAUAUAUAUAUAUAUAUAUAGAGAGAGAGCGAGAGACCUCAGGGAUGCUCAGAUCGAGCACUCGUUUGUCACUUCUAUCUGUCUAUUUCCAAAACAGAAUAACAAUCGGGACAGUUUGAGUCGUUGAGGUAAAAUGUCUUAACGUGUUGCCAGUAAGGCUCAGGAUCUCUCAUCUCUUAUCGAAGUACUUUGAUGUUUCACCUAAAUACUUUAUUAUAAUGCUGUUAUUAUGAAUUAUUUCUGUUUUGAAUGUUUAUUAUUUGUUACCCAACAUUAGUUGGGGAGUUUUUACCUCAGUAGUUGAGUAGAAAAUGAUGAUUAGAUGGAUAUUUCUUAUCCAAUUCUCCUAGACAACAUUGUCUGUUGUCACAAAUGGUACCCUGUUCCCUAAAUAAUGCACUACGUUUACCCAGGAACCAUUGGGCUCUAGUCAAAAGUAUUGCACUAUAAAGAGGAAUAGGGUGCCAUUUUGGGACGCUACCCACAGUGUAUCAUGAAGAAAAAUACUUUAUAUACUUUUUUAUUUUGAAGUACUUCAUGUAUAAUCAUAAUCUUUACAAUGAAAAUAGCAAUGAUGAUAACUAUUUACUGUAUGCUGAUUUAUGGUUUGUGAAAUUGAAUUAAUUUAAAAUAAAAGUUCCACUUUUAUAUAAAAAUAUUUGCAACUUGGAUAUAACCACACGCCGACAUGCACAGACUAACAUCAAGGUGUAUCAAAAUAUUUUUUAUCGUUUUGGUAUAAUACUGCAUUAUACUCAAAUAUACAGUACCAGUCAAAUGUUUGGACACACCUACCCAUUCAAGGGUUUUUCUUUAUUUUUACUCUUUUCUGCAUUGUAGAAUAAUAGUGAAGACAUCAAAACUCUGAAAUAACACAUGUAGUAAUCAAAAAACCCCAAAGUGUUAAACAAAUCAAAAUAUAUUGUAUAUUUGAGAUUCUUCAAAUAGCCACCCUUUGCCUUGAUGACAGCUUUACACACUCUUGGCAUUCUCUCAACCAGCUUCAUGAGUGGGGCGUCUUGUUUAUGCCAUGUGUAACUGUUGUUGUUUGUGUCGAACUGCGUUGCUUUAUCUUGACCAGAGGUCGCAGUUGUAAAUGAGAACUUGUUCUCAACUAGCCUACCUGGUUAAAUAAAGGUGUUCUCAACUAGCCUACCUGGUUAAAUAAAGGUGAAAUAAAUAAAACAUUUUUUAAUUGAGGUAGUCACCUGGAAUGCAUUUCAAUUAACAGGUGUGCCUUGUUCAAAGUAAAAAAUGGUGGAAUUCUUUGAGCCAAUCAGGUGUGUUGUGACAAGGUAGGAGUAGUAUACAGAAGAUUUGGUAAAAGUCCAAGUCCAUAUUAUGGCAAGAACAGCCCAAAUAAGCAAAGACAGGGUCAUCAGGGGCGGCAGUGUAGCCUAGUGGUUAGAGCAUUGGACUAGUAACCGAAGGGUUGCAAGUUCAAAUCCCCAAGCUGACAAGGUACAACAUCUGUCGUUCUGCCCCUGAACAGGCAGGUAACACACUGUUCCUAGGCCAUCAUUGAAAUUAAGAAUUUGUUCUUAACUGACUUGCCUAGUAAAAUAAAAUCACUUUAAGUCAUGAAGGUGUGUGUUAUGUCAUAGAGUUGAUGUCUUCACUAUUAUUCUACAAUGUAGAAAAUAGUUUAAAAAAUAAAAUAAAAAAAACCUUGAAUGAGUGGUUGUGUCCAAACUUAUGACUGGUAUUAAAAAUAUUAUAUUCUAAUUAAGAAAGAAGGAGAGAAAGACUACUUUUCUAAAGACAACUGUUUGCUUAUAUUAAGUAUUUUAUUUUAUUGGGGGCAACAAAAAAAACAGUAUUGUGAAUUAUGAAAUUAUCUCAGCAUUGUUUUUCUUCGUAACCAAGAGGAAAACUGGUUACUGGUAAUAUUAUUCGGUCUGGGAUGUUGAUAGGAGUGCUUCACCAAUGCCUGCUCGGACUAUGCUGGGCCCCUGCAAGAAGCCUGAAGCCUCGUUGUUACUCGUGGUCCCCCCCUCUCUCUGUUUUUUCCUCCUCUCUCUCUCUCUUUCUCUUUCUCUCUGUCCCUCUGUCUCCCUUUCUCUCUCCCUCUCUCUAUCCCUCUUCCCCCCCCUCUUCUUUAUAAACUGUAGUUGUACAGUGAAAUUAAUAAAACAAAUAAAUCUGCA